GCUGACUCAGCAGAAAUCUCAAUUUGGAUUUGCCACCAAAACGGCCAACAACAAACAAGGAAGGAAGCCAGCCAAGAUGCUGCGAAGGGGAAAGAAGAAGUCAUCGGACAUCAGCGGGACACGGUUCGAAGCCUCCGUCCGACAGCAACCGCAGGAUGUCCGCGCAUCCCUCACAGACCACGAGCACGAGCUGCUCGACGAAAUGCUGGAGGCAACAAACUUGGCCGGGUCUGGGCAGCGCGAGCGAUUCCUGACCAUGGAUCGCCGCCAGCUCAAGGAAAUGCUGUCAACCUUUGAAGCAGAAAAGAAAACACAGCAAAGCGCGUCGUCGCUGGUUGAGACACUGCGGAGCUGCCUGUCCAACCCAUCCGCGCUCUUGCAGUCGCUCAGCAAAGGCACCGUCUGCCUCAAGACAUACCCAGUCGAGUGGGUCAAGGACUUCUGCACUGAGGGUGGGCUGCUCGUGCUGUUGGACAUUCUGGAUCUCUGCCUCAAACACCCGGAUCUGCUGCCGCUGCAGUCCGAAGCAGUCAAGAGCCUCAAAGCCGUCAUGGACACUGGGCACGGCCUGGAUCUUGCGCUGUCCAGCAGCCAGGCUGUCCUCCUCCUCGUCAAGACCCUCGGAUCCGUAGACAGAAAGACGGUGACGACGGUGCUUGAGAUGCUCUCUGUGGUCGCGUACCUCGACAAAGGCCACAAACUCGUCCUCCAGGCUUUCAGUGCCAUUGUGCGGGACCGAGGCGGCGGCCUGCGGUUUCGCGUGCUCAUCCGACUGCUGGAGGCUGAUUAUGACCUCAAGCACAGGGCUGCGGUGCUGCUGCUGAACAACACGAUUGUGUCGCAUCCAGAGGAUGUGGACAUGCGCGUGCACCUGCGCAAUGAGAUGUACAACUGCGGGCUGCAGGCUGCGCUCGACAACAUGAUGCGCGAACUUGAGCAGCAGAACCCGGAUCUCGCAAAGCCAAAGGAGGACGACCCAAAUGCGUCCCUGCGCCAAGGACCGGAGGCGGACCACUUUGAUGUCAUCAUGACGCACUUGGACGUGUGGAAUGGGGAAAUGGAGGAGGACCUUGCAGAGCUUCAGGGGCGUUUCCACAACCUUCAGUUUGAGCUGCAAUCCCCAGACGACUGCUUCUAUGCCGUCAAGUCACUGCUCGAUGGCACGCCGUGCAUGCCCUACCUCACCUCCAUCCUCCAACACCUCCUCCUCAUCCGCGACGACGCCGUCGCAAGACUGCACUACUUCCAGCUGCUCGAGGAGGCCGUCUCCCAGAUCGUCCUGCGAAAGGGUGGUGCUGAUCCCGACUUUCGGGGGCGCUUCUCCCUCGACACCGAAGUCUUUCUCGAACACAUGCACAACGAGGACGAGACGGUGGCGUUGCAGGAAGAGCUGCACAAGACGCAGCGGGAGGUGGCGGAUAUGGAGACGCGCGCGCGCGAGGAGGAACGACAGCUGCGAGAGGCGUAUGAGGCGAAGAUCAAGGAGAAGGAGGUGGAGAUCAAGUCGUGUCACGAUCAGAUUAAGGAGCUUGCCGUGAAGGUCGACGCGCUUGAGAAUGAGGUGAAGGCCGCGCCUGACGCAAAAGAAACAGCAAAGCAGGAGGGUGACUCGUCAGCAGCAACAACAACCGCAACAGCUGCUGCACCAGCACCACCUCCACCUCCCCCUCCUCCACCACCACCUCCUCCAGGCUCAGAGGGGUCUGCACCACCACCGCCGCCACCGCCACCGCCACCGCCGCCACCGCCAGGACAGGGUGCACCGCCACCGCCACCGCCACCACCGAUGCCUGGUGCACCACCGCCUCCUCCAAUGCCGGGCGUGCCAGGAGCACCGCCACCACCCCCACCUCCAGGCGGAAUGCCUGGUGGUGCUGUUGUGGCGAAGAAGAAAUACCGCACAAAAGUCAAGACGAAGCGCGCAAACUGGGUGGAGGUCAACGCAAGACAGAUCAAGGACACGUUCUGGGUCUCAACAGCAGAGGACCAACUCGAGACGUCUGUGCCGUUUGACGUACUGGAGGACCGGUUCAGAUCGCGCCUUCCAAAGUCGAAGCUCGGCGCUGGCGCUGGCGACGACGCGAAGAAGAAGAAGAAGCAGGAGCGCACGGUGCUCGAUGCAAACAAGUCGCGAAACCUCGCCAUCGCCCUCAGCACAGUCAAGAUGGACGUUGAGGAAAUCAAAACGGCACUGCUGGCCAUGGAUUUGAAGGCGCUUGACCAGGCCCUCCUUGAGAACUGCAUCAAAUACGCGCCAGACAAGACAGAGGUGAAAGCGCUUGAGAGCACAAAGUCGAAGACAGAGGAUCUUGCGAAAUCCGAUCGCUUCCUCCUGCAGAUGAUCCAAGUGCCGCAAUACACUGAACGUGUUGAGCACCUGCUGUUCAUGUCGCGAUUUGAGGACGAGAGAAAAGAGGCGGAACCAUCGCUUGACGAUAUUCUGAAGGCGUCGGAGAUUGUUCGCUCCAACAAGAGCUUCCAUCGGCUCCUGGAGACCGUGUUGCUGAUUGGAAACUACAUGAACUCGAGCAACAACAAGAAGUGCGCUGUUGGCUUCAAGCUGCCAUUCCUCACCCAGUUGAAGAACACAAAGACGGUGGACAACAAGGGCACGCUGCUGCACUUUCUUGCGGAGCUGGCGGUCGACAAUCGCAUUCCACAGCUGCGCCUCUUGUCGGAGCAGCUCAAGUGUGUGGAUGCAGCUGCAAAAGUUGACUUGGACAGCGUGAGCAGCGAUGUGAAUCUGCUUGGCGCCGGCCUGAGGAAGAUGAAGACAACCCUCAGCAAAGCCAAGUCGUCGAAGAAGGACGAGUUGAAGCCUGCGCUGAAGGCGUUUAUGGAGGAGAAACAGGAGACGAUUGACAAGCUGCGAUCGCUGAUGGAGCAGGCCCAGAACAGCUACAAGCAGGUUGUGACGUUUUACGGUGCCAAAGUUGAAGACUUUAGCGGAACGCAGGAGUUUUUUGGUCUCAUCAGCGAAUUCUUGAGGGAAUUUGAUGUCGCCAUCAAAGACAUCGAGAAGCAGCGGGAGGCCGAGCGACGCGAGCGCGAGCGGAAAGCACGCGAGGAGGAGGCGAAGAAGAAGAAAGAGGACCGGCGGAAGCGGCGGACGAUUGUGUUUCAGGGCAGCGAGGGCCGCGGUGUCAUGGACGACCUCAUCCAACACCUCAAAUCAGGCGACGCCUUUGGUGAUCGCCCCCGCCGACGAAAGCGCCGCGCCGCCGAAGGAAAGAAGAACAGCACCAGCAGCGACACAAGCAAACUCGCCACCAGCACCGCGAGCGGAACAAGCGAGCUCGCAGCCAGCACACAGAACAACGACCUACCAGAGUCUUCAUCGUCAGCAUCGAGUAAUGGUGGUGGCAGCGGCGGCGUUACUCGUCGGGAUAAUGGCGCGAACAGGCGCGGCCGACGAAAGCUGCAGAACAUGGCUGGCGGGAUGCUGGAUGAACUGCUGCAAUCGCCGCCUUCGUCGUCAUCGUCAGCGUCACAACAACAACAGCAGCAGCAGCAGCAGCCGCCCAACGACGCGGCAAGCAGUCCGCACCAAUCGCACAUUUAGAGCAUCAGUGAUGCGUUUGUCCUUGCACCACCCUUUGCAUCACAUGCUCAUAAUUUGCUCCUUGCUUAUUUCUCCCUUUUGUUUGAGCACGCUGCACACAGAUGUUGAUGCUGCGUGGUGCUGCUUGCGUCAGCUUUUACAGAGAGUAGACAGAAAGAACUUUCAA
Salpingoeca rosetta is the source of this 3728-nucleotide messenger RNA. RefSeq lists its product as uncharacterized. Gene Ontology annotation, cellular component: actin filament; cytoplasm. Gene Ontology annotation, molecular function: small GTPase binding; microtubule binding; actin binding. NCBI's taxonomy places the organism in Eukaryota, Choanoflagellata, Craspedida, Salpingoecidae. The transcript is spliced from 33 exons. Gene Ontology annotation, biological process: actin cytoskeleton organization; actin filament polymerization. The coding region runs from base 77 to 3562 and encodes 1161 amino acids. The record is from RefSeq and is a predicted model, not a curated record.